Aphis gossypii (cotton aphid) is the source of this 2845-nucleotide messenger RNA. RefSeq names its product mucin-5AC-like. NCBI's taxonomy places the organism in Eukaryota, Metazoa, Arthropoda, Insecta, Hemiptera, Aphididae. The record is from RefSeq and is a predicted model, not a curated record. The transcript is spliced from 4 exons. The coding region runs from base 1 to 2700 and encodes 899 amino acids.
AUGGAUAACGAAAGUCCAGAGCACUCGUCAACUGAAUCGAACAUCGAUAAAUUGCAAAAAAUACACGUUUCUUCGUCGAACGAAGAUGAUGACUCCGAUUCCACUAAAUCAUAUUACAGCGAUUCUGAACCCGAAACCUUGUUGUCCACCAGCAUGCCGGUACAGUACAAGCUCCCGCAGCGAAAAACAUCGGUGGGCCGCUUUCCGGUGAAACGUACUCUAGUGGAUCGCAUGGCCGCUUUAUACAAAUCCGUUAGAAUGAAGCACGGUACGACUGCACUUGAUAUAAUUGUACCAUCGAACCGCAACACAACCACGCCAUCAACUAGUGGCACAUUUCAGUCCAACACGACCACGACACCAAACAGCGAUACGACUCAGUGCAACACGACCACAACAUCAAACAGCGGUGCAACCCAGUGCAACACGACCAAGCCGUUAAAUAAAGGUAAGGCUCAGCAAAAUAUGACUACUCAGACGGACAACAACGAACCAAACAAAAAAGCGAUAUCGGCUUCGCAAUUUUAUGUGAACCCGCAGUGGAUGUUCCCAACUUCGUCGUUACCCCGUACUUCGUCCAACAACUCCAAGAAACCAAUACCUCCUCCAAGAUCAAAGCCUCCUGCUCCACCAUACAUUUGUCCGCCUCCGUAUGUGGAACCAUCUGACAUGUCUCAAACUUCCAAGUAUACUAAAAGUUCUCAGUGUCCACCCUAUAGGUACCCAUGUUCCAGUCCACCCUACACUACACAAUCCUCCUCGCUUACUUACAUGUCACAGUCUCCCACCAAGCCUUACAUGUCGCAAACAUAUAUUUUAAGCACUCGGAUUCUUACGCCACUCUACAGGGCAAAAUUUCCUACACUAACUGACAGUACACUUUCAUCCGUGCCAUUUUAUAAGCCUCAGUCUUCUUCGUUAACCAUCACGUCUCAGACUCCCAAGACACUCAAUACGUCUCAAAUGUCUAUGCGUUUCAAAAGAUCUCAGUCGUCUUCAGUACCAUCUUAUAAGUCAAAAUAUCCUACACCAACUGAUAGCACACUGUCAUCCGUGCCAUUUCAUACGCCUCAGUCUUCUUCGUUAACCAUCACGUCUCAGACUCCCAAGACUCUCAAUACGUCUCAAAUGUCUAUGCGUUUUAAAAGAUCUCAGUCGUCUUCCGUACCAUCUUAUAAGCCAAAAUAUCCUACACCGACCGAUAACACAUCGACUUCCGUGCCAUUUCAUACGUCUCAGGGUUCUUCGCUGACCAACACGUCUCAAACUUCCAUAUCUUCUUUAAAGUCUCAGUUUUCCACACCAUCGCAUAGUCUCCCAAAUUCUACGUCAUCUGGUAGCUCCCAAUCUUCUGCACCAAUCCUCAUAUCUCAGCCGUCCUCCUCGCAGUCCCACACCUCCCAGUCAUCUACGUCAACCAACGAUUUUACGUCUCCUUCAGCUCGCUUGACUCCACGGUCCGCCCAUUACAUCGCUUCCUCGUCCUUCUCACAUUACACGUUUCCUCGCGCUGCACACUAUAAUACGCCUGAUUCAAGUACUCGCCGCACGGUUAUGCCACAGUCGUCUACAGAAAACACGUAUCCGUUGUCCGUGUGCGAGUCGACACGCAAUGUCUGGCCUACAGAAAUGGGCUCCGUAAUACAGGUUUCGAUGCAAAACAUUUGGGAGGUUUUGGCCAGCCAAGUGCAUGACACGUGCACAAGCUUGCAGAAUCCAUCGAAACAAUCCACCCCCAAAAGCUCAGAUGAAAAUGCUUCGCUGCCGCCCACCGUCUCACAACAAGAAAAAAACAAGUUGAACGUCGACCCAGAGUCAUCUGAUUCGAAAACAUCAGCAUCCAAAUCUUGUGACAGUAACACCAAUGAUUAUCCUGUGGUUGAUUUACUACCGUUAUACAUACACGGCAUUGAAAGAAAAGAUGCUCUAGAGGAGUAUAUCAAAACGGAGUUAGAGAGAGCGUGGAUAUACUUUAACAAGAUGGAAGUCGUAGACAUCAAGUCGAUAGGUGAAAUCAAGUGUAUCUGUCCAACGAUCGAAUAUGAGGAUAUGCUUAAGUCGCCGUUGGAUGAGAAGUUUAUGAUAGCGAACAUGUCCCGCCAGUACAGAGCCAAUAAUUUACUUUUUGAAACAAAGUAUAAUUAUAACGGUCCACCGAAGAAAACAAUCGUUGCUGAGAAUAUGGAAGAACCAAUUCUCAAAUGGCUCAUUACUAAGAAAUUGCAAACACAUUAUUGGUUUUUCAAAACUCUCAGUUUCUUUGAAAUACAAAAUAUAAAUCCAUCAAACAUUGAAAAAUUCAUCAAGAGAUCAAAAGUUGAUAAAAUAAUUGUAAUGGCAGACCAACUAGAAAUGUGUUGUUCACUCAAAAAAAUUAAAGAACGUCCAGUAUCGUUGCUUGCCAUUUUAAUAUAUCUCAGAGAAAAUAAAGUUGAUCCAGAACUAUUUGCAAAAGUUGUGAUUCCCUUCAUUGUGGAAAUUUUACAGUUCCCUGUAGCCGACGAAAGAUGCAUCCCAGGAGAUAUAUUGAACCAAUACGUUAUUGUAAUUUGGCAACAUUUAUUAUUGGAAAUAAUGAAGUUGUAUAAAGUGGAUGAUACGACUGAUGCAGAUAGUACCACAAGUAACUUGGCAAAACAGUUAACAUAUGAACACACACAAACAGACAUUGAAAUACUAAAGAGAUUAGUACCUACAUAAAAAAAAGAUUAUGAGGAAUAAACCGCUCACAAAGCUGAUUUAAAUGUGAUUUUUACUAUUAAUUUAUUAUUAUUUUAUUUUUAUUCAAUUUUUAAAUUAAUUGAAUCAUUAACAAUUAUUUAAAUGUUUUUAAUAAUUAUUAUGU